UGACAGUUGUCGAUUUUGUAGUAGCCUAACUUAUAAUUUUCAUGAUAUCGUGAAACCUCAUUUGUUUCUAGAGGUAGCCUAGUUUAUAUUUCUGGGUGUUACAGAUGUUUGAGCAGGCUUUAGAGCACGCGACCACAACACAUCUCAACACACCUGGCUUUAAUUGAUUUUAGGCUAAUAAAUAAUUCGCUCGCUUGUUAUUUUUCUUCUCCCACAAAAUGGCGACCCUUAUAAAACAUACAAAAUUCGCCUCUUUAUUCGUGGUUUUGCUAUCUGUGUGCGAUCUUCUCUCGGCUGAAACGGUGCGUGUAGGGACUCGGGAAAGCGUCGGACUAGAAAUAGACUGCAGAGAAGUCGAAGUGAGAAUAACCGUGAAGCGACAGUUUUUCGAGGAGAGACGUAUCCCGUUCAGACCUGAGUAUCUUAGACUUGGAACACAGCAGCGGCCCUGCGGACCAAAGGGACCAAUGUCUGAUUCUGAAAUGGUCAUCUCUGCAGGGCUGCAAGAAUGUGGGACUGAGUCCAGUGUUCAUGGUGAGUGGCUUGUGUACGCCAACCAGCUGGUACUAUUUCCUGCUGUGGUUCUCACCUCCACAGGCAGUGUGAUAGUUAGGGGGGCAACUAUUGAAAUACCUGUUGAGUGCCGUUAUAAGAGAAAGCAGACAGUGAGUGGAGAACCAUUAACCCCAACCUGGCAACCAAUGACAUCUACAAUCAGUGUCUUUGGCCUUCUGCACUUUUCCCUUCGUACCAUGGCAGGUGACUGUACCUCUCUACGUAGUUCCUCAGUGUAUCAGCAGGGGGAAGCAGUGUUUUUAGAGGCCAGUGUGGAAGCCCCUCUGCACCCUCCUCUUACUCUAUAUGUCGACUCCUGUGUGGCUACGUUGACGCCUGACCCGCUCUCCUUGCCAAGCUACAAGUUUAUCACUAAGCAUGGGUGUCUAAUGGACAGUGUAUUGCCGGGGUCUCUAUCUAAAUUCCUCCCUAGGGAGCAAGAUAACAGACAGUGCUUCAGUGUCCGAGCUUUCCACUUCAACUCGGAGUCUUUGGGACAGAUGUUCAUCAGCUGCCACCUCAGGGCCACUGUGAAACAAAACUCACAUCGCCACCUUGAUAAAGCCUGCUAUUUCCAUCCCCCCACAUUCAGCUGGCGUGCCACAGAGGGAGACAGUGCUGUGUGUGAAUGCUGUGACUUUGGCUGCUUUAGACAGGCUGAAGAGGAGAAAAGUGGCCACACUGGUCACACAACCCAACCAGAUACAGAAAAGAAAUACGAGAUGGACACAACAGUUGGGCCAAUUCACACGCUUCCACGCUCCUAUUGGACAGGCCGUCUAUCAGUCAGUCACUAAAGAGCCUUUUUCUAACUUAGGUGGGUAUAGGGAUUGUCAAGACCAAAACCAAUGUUUGACAUUAAAGCAUCUAUGACAUUAUUUUUCUCAUGACUCAUAAAAGUAAAGAAAUGUGUUUUCUAAAAACGUAUAGUUGGAGGCCAUGGAUAGCAAGCUAUAGCAUUUAAAGCCCCGACAUGUGUGGUUUACCACUUGAUUACUCUGUACCCCAGAGGCCUUUUGCAGCAGUAUUUUACUAUAGCCAUCACAAAAGCUCCCCCAUACACCACUGCAGACAGAAAAUGUUGGCAGAAGAGAUAAAACUGCCAUAAUGUGUACAAAGCAGUAUGAUUGAAUAAACGUAUGUAACGUCAA
This is a messenger RNA of Micropterus dolomieu (smallmouth bass), 1706 nucleotides long. Its product is annotated as zona pellucida sperm-binding protein 3-like. Gene Ontology annotation, cellular component: extracellular matrix. Bases 219 to 1352 code for a protein of 377 amino acids. Gene Ontology annotation, molecular function: acrosin binding. The transcript has 8 exons. The record is from RefSeq and is a predicted model, not a curated record. Gene Ontology annotation, biological process: egg coat formation; binding of sperm to zona pellucida; positive regulation of acrosome reaction. NCBI's taxonomy places the organism in Eukaryota, Metazoa, Chordata, Actinopteri, Centrarchiformes, Centrarchidae.